Molecule: messenger RNA, 2119 nt
Organism: Betta splendens (Siamese fighting fish)
Lineage: Eukaryota; Metazoa; Chordata; Actinopteri; Anabantiformes; Osphronemidae
Exons: 3
Coding region: 440-1366 (308 amino acids)
Biological process (GO): protein ubiquitination
Molecular function (GO): ubiquitin protein ligase activity
Source: RefSeq, a predicted model, not a curated record
CCCACGUCUCCACCUAUUAAACUCCGACCUACGGAGGGUAGUUUAGGAACGGGCGUGGUCAGCACCCCGAUACAAUUCAAUAAAAUAUAUUCUAUUUAUUAAAACACUCGUGCAUGAUCAACACAAACGUGUUAGCUUCAUCAAGCUAACACACAACAAAGCUACGUUGAACACAGCUCGCCAUCAGGUAUCAAAGUGAAGGAACCCACUGGUGAACUCCGUGUCUUCCGCGCUGUGGGGCGCGUGGGUCUGUUAAUUAGCAUCAGGUGCGCGAUCUGCUGUCGGCAGGUGAUUCACGGAUCCAUUUAGAACCGGAUCCCCCAAAGACAGAGAAGGCCAGUUCCCAGAACAGAACCGGUACCUCCUGGUGCCAUCCUGACGUCGGGGUGUGUGUGAGGACCCGGUUGGUGCUGCCCCAGAGUUGAGCGCUCCUCCAGUCAUGAACCCCUACGGAACCACCAGCCUGACCUCUGGACCCUGUGAUAAUCCGUCCUCGUCCAGUCUGGUGCAUCCUCCUGUGAUCCAGACGGGUCAUAGCUCCGCUGUGAACUCUACCUAUCGGGCCUCAAAUGGAGGCCAACAAAUGGUCCAAUCACCGAACCCUGAUCGCUUCACUUUGCCGCUUCCGGCCACAGACUCUGGCUUCAGCCUCAGCCCAAGGUCUCAGUUCAGCCUGGCUCCAGUCUCCACUCAGUCACAUGUUCCCUCACCGAACCCGUAUCCUCCCCUCGACGCUCCUCCCACCUGCCAGAUCUCCGUCAUCCUCCCGUCCCCAGAACCGCGCCCCCCCCUCACCGCUCAGUGCUCCGAGGAGUCCUGUCCGGACCUCGAGUGCUCCAUCUGCUUCAGCCAGUUCAACAACAUCUUCCGCUGUCCCAAGAUGCUCCACUGUAAGCACACGUUCUGCCUGGAGUGCCUGGCCCGGAUCAACGUCAAGUCCACCGAGCCCAGCGCCAUCCAGUGCCCGCUGUGCCGCAGCUUCACGCCGCUGCCCUCCCUGGGCCUGCCCAAGCUCACCACAGACCCGGACGUGCUGUCCUUCCUGCCGGCGGCCAUGCAGAGGGUCUACAGCAUCCGCUUCCUCCGCAGCAAAGGGAAGCUGGAGGUCAAAAGGGCCCAUGAAGGUGGUCAUCGUUGGGGUCAGAGGUCGCUCUCGUCCCUGAGGUCAGGGAACCGCUCGCUGGACGUGGGGCUUCCCAGCCCGCCCCUCGGGGGUCGCCGCAGCGAGGCCGGCGGCGUGGGCGGAGCCUUGUUCAGCCUGACGGGUCGGCCGGCGUGCCGGGCCUUCCUCCUGACGUCUGUGGUGAUGAUGAUGAUGCUGCUGACGGGCGUCAUCAUCUUCCUCAUCACCCACAGCAAAACCUAACAUGUUCUAAGAUUUAAAGGGGGGAAAAAUACCACAACUCGCAUCGUCUCAUCUGCACCCAGUUAAUCAGCAUCGACGCACUUAGCAUUAAUUUCACAGCCAACACUCUGUUCAGGCACUACUUUAUUCUGUUUGAAGCAAAAGCCCAUAACCUUAACUCAGACCUUCCUCAGCUCAGUAUCAGGAAAGGAGACGGCUGAACAAAUCAGAGUCUGACCACUGACCCAAGUGUCAGGAACCACCGAGGCAGGAGGUUGGAGACGGUUUAAGGCUCCGGUCCCUGUCUGCUUGUGUUUGAAGGCACAGCCUCUGCUUCUAAACAGGAGUCAUAAAACGAGCUGAGCUGCGUAGGUGGAGGAGUUGUGCUGAACUGACCUGAGCCCAGGCCCGUCCCGUCAAUGGAUCUGUGACGUCCUUCACAUGAGAGGAGUUUAUUUCGGUGCUCGACUGAAGGUUUGCCCUGCAAAUCAGACCCGGAGCUCAUCUGUGGAACAUUUGUCUGGAGAAGAAAUGUUUUAUUCACUUUUAUGGACUGUUUUUAUUCUCUGUCCAGUUUCACCCACUCGUGUAAAAUAAAACCUUUUUUUAUCUAUUUAUGUAGCUGUUUUAGCAAAGCUGGCACUUUCACAUGUUUGUCUUAAUAAAUAAAAUCCUUGUUAAUGUAUUUGUCAUUUUUAGGUUACAGGGAAAACUCAGUUUUAAAUGCUUUUAAACGAGUGAAGUUUAAAUGAGGAAAAAUGAACAAACAUGAAU